AUGAUCACUAUGUCACACCAGCUCAACCCCGAUACAAAAAUGGAAACAGCUGCCCUUAAAAGAGUUUUCAUCAGUCUUCCAAAGAAGUAUUAUGCUGAUUUGUCAAAAGCUUAUGAAUUGGAACAUGGAUUAUUUAUAAUAGGUUUGUACCCCUAUUUGAAUGAAGGAUAUAUUCAGGCAUAUUUCAGAGAAUGGGGGAACGUCACUAGUUGCAAGAUAAAGAAAACUGAAGACAAGAAAUCAGUGGCAUAUGUGAGGUUUUCCAGUGAGAAGGAAGCGGACGUAGCAGACUGGAACGGCCCCCACUGUAUUGGAGGAACUGAAGUGACAGUGAAAAGAGUGGUUAGUCCUAAACUGGAAGGAGAGGAGGAGAAGCAGACAGCUUCAGAGGUGUCCAAACCUCGGCCCAGGCGGUCCAUGGGCCUGGGAUACAUACUUGAAGAUGCCCAAUGGUUGGAUAAUGAGAUGGACCCCUGA
Molecule: messenger RNA, 477 nt
Organism: Knipowitschia caucasica
Lineage: Eukaryota; Metazoa; Chordata; Actinopteri; Gobiiformes; Gobiidae
Source: the annotation of a GenBank genome assembly